This is a messenger RNA of Gongylonema pulchrum, 353 nucleotides long. NCBI's taxonomy places the organism in Eukaryota, Metazoa, Nematoda, Chromadorea, Rhabditida, Gongylonematidae. The record is from the annotation of a GenBank genome assembly.
UUGUCAAAAGCUUCUAUCACUCAGAAUUUUCCAGGAUUCCCAUCGGUUGGUAAAUCGACGCUGCUGUGCAAUCUUGCCGGUGUUUAUUCAGAAGUAGCUGCAUACGAAUUCACUACACUGACCACGGUACCAGGUGUUAUUCGUUACAAAGUAGCACGGACAUGCUCGUUGAUUCUGAUGGUCUUGGACGUGUUGAAACCGCUGCAGCAUAAAAGGCUUUUGGAACAAGAAUUAGAAGGUUUUGGGAUCAGACUAAAUAAAACGCCGCCAAAUAUAGUUUUCAAACGAAAAGACAAAGGAGGCUUAAAUUUAACCUGCUUGGUAAUUUUUUCUCUUAUUCGUUACGUCUAGGG